AGCCACCUCACCCCCACUUGCACUGAUUGCAUGUGAGGUGGUUGCAUUAAACAAACUGAGCUCCUAUUUAAGUAGCAGCUACUUUUCUUGGUUAACCCAUCAAAUUAUUGGAAUUCAUCCCAAUUCCAUUUCCUCAAUUUUAUUUCUUCUUUUGCUACUUGCAUCUACAAAGGAAAUGGCCAAAUGUGGCAUUCUUGCAUUGGGUUUCAUAAUUGGUUUCUUUAGCCUUUUCUUCAAUGCAACUGCUUUCAAAGCUUCUGGAUGGAUGAGAGCUCAUGCCACCUUUUAUGGUGGGGCUGAUGCUUCUGGCACAAUGGGGGGUGCUUGUGGAUACGGCAACUUAUAUACAACAGGGUAUGGAACUAGAAGUGCAGCAUUGAGCACUGCCCUGUUCAACAGUGGAGGAUCUUGUGGGCAAUGCUACAAGAUCAUCUGUGACUACAAAGCAGAACCGCGCUGGUGCAAGAAGGGAGUAUCUGUUACCAUCACUGCCACAAACUUUUGCCCACCAAAUUAUGCCCUUCCUAGCGACAACGGAGGCUGGUGUAACCCCCCUCGUCAACAUUUUGAUAUGGCUCAACCUGCUUGGGAAAAGAUUGCCAUUUACAGAGGUGGCAUUGUCCCUGUAAUCUAUCAAAGGGUUCCUUGCAAGAAGCAUGGUGGAGUUAGAUUCACAAUCAAUGGAAGGGAUUAUUUUGAGCUAGUCUUGGUAAGCAAUGUAGGAGGGGCUGGAUCUGUUCGAUCUGUUCAAAUCAAAGGCUCAAGAACAAACUGGAUGACGAUGUCUAACAACUGGGGAGCCAAUUUUCAAUCCACUGCUUAUCUCAAUGGACAAUCCCUGUCCUUCAGGGUCACUGCAACAGAUGGUGUCACAAAAACAUUCCUAGACAUCGUUCCAGCCAAUUGGCGAUUUGGGCAGACAUUCUCAAGCCCCACUCAGUUCUCGUAAAGAAAAAGCUCAAGGAAGAGGAUUUUAGAGUUCUUUUGUUCAUAGGCAGUGGUGUGCUUAGAUAUUUUACCAGAAGCAGCCAUGCCCUCUUUUCUGUUUUUCUUUUUUGUUUUUUGCUUUAACAUAAGAAGAAAUGAUGGAAAUGUAUACUUCCAAUUAUUAACAUACCCUUGUCCACAGAAGAUUAAUGAUACUGUUUCUCUUUUUGUAGGUCUUUCAUUUUAUGCAUGGUUUUCUUUAUUUGUCUGGUGUAAAACAAAUUGUGCCAUUUUUACUUGCCCCUCAAAUUGAAUCUCAGACAACGAAAAUAUGGAAGGAAAUCAAAUCAAAAUGAAGCAAUUUGUGCUACUCAGCAAUGCACCAAAAUUAAAAUAGCGGACAAUAGUCUAAAGAGACAUACACUGAAGAACCUAUAAUUUGUGUUAAACUAAAGAUAAUUACCAUGGUAUGAUUUAAUGGGCGAUAUUGGCAAAAGAAAGAGUCUGCAUAGUUGGUGAUAUCUUUAAUGCAACAACACCAGAUAUUGGACAAGUUGGUGGAUGUUCUUUGUUAACAGUUACCUGAUAACAUAAAACUUAAUAUUUCUACUCAAGCAAGCAAGAACAAUGGAGUAGGAAUCAAACAUUGACAAAAUAACAGAGUCGACAAUAAAUUCAGGAAAUCACAUAUAAUCAGUUCUGAGAUUCGAAAUCAAUUUAACCGUUCCUACUCCAACCACAUUAUUACCAACUGAAAGACUCACAGUCUCAAAACUUUUAAAAUAAAAAAAGGUCCCGACAAUUCUUGAAUCCUAAAUGGUCAUCAACAACGAGCUUCAAUGUCUGUAAGUUGAUUUCAGGUCAAAGCAAACAAGGAAAUACAAUUGACAAAAUAACAUAGCAGACAUAAAUUCAAGAAAUGGCAUAUAAUCAGUACAUAUUAAUCCUAAAUUCCGAAAUUCAAAAUCAAUUCCUGCUUAACCACAUUGCCAGUUGAAAACACUCAGACUCCAAAUUCUUAAAAUAAAAGAAGCAUCGGAUACUUCUUGAAUUAGCAUAAAUGGCCAGCAACAACGAGCUUAAAUUUUUGUGACUUGAAUUUAGGGUUUCGGCGAGAACUACAAACAUGGACCUAUUUUCAAGUCAAAGCAAACAAGGAAGUCAUAAUUGAAGCCUAAAUCGUUCAACUCUAUGGUCUCAAUAGCCAAUUUGAGAUUCUAAGCUCAUAAAUCCAAUUAAAAAUGCUGAAAAUGCAUCUAAAUUAAAACAUCAAACAAAAUGCGCAGCAAGAUGCAAUCAAAUUUCAUUAGCAAGACAUAGAGAACGCAAAUCUACACCUUACUUAAGCAUAGAAAAAGCAGAAGAAGGAAAACCAGACUGCUACUGCAGGAAUUAGUUAAGCGGGGAAGGCAAAAACAGGCAAUUAAAAAUUUAUCAAAGGAAUUUUCUUUUUUUCCUGGGAGUGGGUGGUUUGGGCGG
Molecule: messenger RNA, 2406 nt
Organism: Nicotiana tabacum (common tobacco)
Lineage: Eukaryota; Viridiplantae; Streptophyta; Magnoliopsida; Solanales; Solanaceae
Product: expansin-A1-like
Biological process (GO): plant-type cell wall organization
Cellular component (GO): extracellular region
Source: RefSeq, a predicted model, not a curated record